AGAGCUACUUCCGGCGGCCCUGCCCCCACCCCGGGGAGUCUCCAUUUUGGCCGGUGGUGGAGUCGCAGGCGGGACUAGCGGAGUAGCAGAGCGGAGUUAUCAGGCCUCGGAGGGCCGAGAAGGCUCACCGCAUUUCCUUACUUCCUCUGCCCGCAGAAGCCCGGGACGCGCAUGGCGGGCCUGGAGGUGCUGUUCGCAUCGGCGGCGCCGGCAAUCACCUGCGCGCAGGACGCGCUCGUCUGCUUCCUUCACUGGGAGGUGGUGACGCACGGCUACUACGCCCUGGGCACCGGCGACCAGCCGAGUCCCAGUGACAAGAAGUCAGAACUGCUGCCUGCAGAGUGGAGCAACAAUAAAGACCUGUAUGCCCUCCGGUACGAAUCUAAGGACGGGUCCAGAAAGCUCCUGCUGAAGGUUGUCACCGUGGAGAAGAGCGUGAUCAUCAACGUGCUGGAAUAUGGCUCACAGCAAGUGUCAGACUUGACCCUGAACUUGGAUGAUUAUAUCGAUUCAGAACACCUGCGUGACUUCGACAGGACCUACAAGAACAGUGAGGAGCUUCGGUCUCGUAUUGUGUCUGGAAUCAUCACACCUAUCCAUGAGCAAUGGGACAAGGCUAAUAAUGUAAACUGUCCACAGCGGGAGUUUCCCCCUGCCACUGCCAGAGAGGUGGACCCACUCCGGAUUCACCCACCCCACCCGCACACCAGCCGGCAGCCUCCCUGGUGUGAUCCUCUGGGCCCGUUUUCUGUCGGGGGAGAUGACCUAGACCCCUUUGGGUGUCGGAGAGGUGGCAUGAUUGUGGAUCCCCUGAGAUCCGGCUUCCCAAGAGUUCUUAUUGACCCAUCCUCAGGCCUCCCAAACCGGCUUCCUCCAGGCGCUGUGCCCCCGGGAGCGCGCUUUGACCCCUUUGGACCCACUGGGACCAGCCCAUCUGGACCUAACCCAGACCAUCUUCCCCCGCCGGGCUUCGAUGACAUGUACCUGUGAAGGCCUCAAGAAUGUAACAUCCCAUCCUUUCCUUCACUCUCCUGGAGCUGCCAUCACUAGCCCCGUCAGCAACCGUGUUUUUACGGGCUGGGGGCAAGGGACUCUGCCCAUGUGUUUGCAGGCCGGCUGGGAUUGCCUCCCCACCCUCUGUCAGAGCCAAGGCGCCUGCUGCAGCUCUCCACCUGGCUGCAUAUAGGUCCCAAAGAGAAAUCAGUAUGUCUCUCUCACCACCAGCCUGUCCCCACUUCCCAAAGGAGACUCCGGCAACAUAUACCCUCGACCUGAUGCAGUGCUAUAAGAACAGAACGCAUUUUGGAUGAUAUUAUUAAGAACCAAAUGUCAAUACAAAAAUCAUGUUGCCGUC
This is a messenger RNA of Rhinolophus ferrumequinum (greater horseshoe bat), 1354 nucleotides long. RefSeq names its product proteasome inhibitor subunit 1 (gene PSMF1). The transcript is spliced from 7 exons. NCBI's taxonomy places the organism in Eukaryota, Metazoa, Chordata, Mammalia, Chiroptera, Rhinolophidae. The record is from RefSeq and is a predicted model, not a curated record. The coding region runs from base 172 to 990 and encodes 272 amino acids. Gene Ontology annotation, biological process: proteasome-mediated ubiquitin-dependent protein catabolic process. Gene Ontology annotation, molecular function: proteasome binding; endopeptidase inhibitor activity.